This is a messenger RNA of Pomacea canaliculata, 3247 nucleotides long. RefSeq lists its product as uncharacterized. The transcript is spliced from 9 exons. Lineage: Eukaryota; Metazoa; Mollusca; Gastropoda; Architaenioglossa; Ampullariidae. The record is from RefSeq and is a predicted model, not a curated record. The coding region runs from base 654 to 1928 and encodes 424 amino acids.
UUUGACCCAAUGAACCAGGCAAAUACACUGAAGUGAAAGCAAUAAAGAGAGCCUUCCCCUCAGACAGGAAGCAGAACUGAUACGGAACUGCCAGUUUUUGCGAUGAGCGUGUGAAGGGAAGAUAACUACUUUAAAUGUGCGCAGCGAGUGCUCGGCCCUGGCAGACGUAACCGCCAAAGAAGACGUUAAGACAAGGACGCCUAGGUUGCUGUGUCAUCACAAGAUCUACCUCGGCAGAAACAGUGAAAAAUGUUACUUUGCUCCCUUGUUUCCAUGGGAACAUUUUUUUUUUUAGAAAGUCAGUCGUUCCGUAUUUUCUGUUCCUGAUUUGCAUGUGAUGCAGUUCAGCAGGCUGCGAGCACAUUAUGCAGGAUGCGGGUCUUGUGACAAGUCUUGUGCCAUCUUUUCCUCUCGCACACAACCCUCGCUGACUCCUCCUCGCACACCAGGUCGGGGCUUCAUUUGUUUCUGCUCCAUCCUGGGUGGACCGCGACGAUUACAGUGUACGUCUGAUGUCAUCGCUGGCUGCGUGAGUCUCCACAAGGGGAGAGAAGAGCGCUGAGUACCUGCUGCCACCUGGCGACAGUAGAAGCUUUCAGACAGAGAAUCUUGUCCUUCCAGUCGCUACAACGACUCUACAACCAUAGCCAAGAAUGGAGCGAAUGCACGGUCCCCUGUGGAUGGUGGUUCUGGUAGCGACGAUGACCUAUCAGGUCCAUGGCAAUGAGUCGCGUACGCACCGGAGUGUGCUGCGCCUCUCCACUGGUUGUCAGCCUCAGAACAUCCAGGUGAACAACUUCAACCACAUUGUUGUAUCCAACAAGAAUGGAGAGUUGCAGCGCGUGCCUGGUCACCAGAUGGCGUGCGAGGCGCACUUCAAGACGACGCUGGCCAAUCACGGGCUGUGCGUCAGCGUCAGUCACUCCACUUCGCUGGGGAGCCACGUGUGGAUCGAGUUCCUCACCAACGCCUUCGGGCCGGACAAGGUUAUUCGCAGGCAGCCAGCUUGGGAGGAGAAAUGGUGUACCCGAAGUUCACUGCUAACUGUCCGGGUGUCCACCAACGGGCGGGUAGUUGAUGAAAGUUUCACGUAUUACGAGUUCACAGUUACCAACGUGUCAGCAGACUCCAUCCCCACUUUCUACUACAUGGAUUCCUUUGUUGACUGCGGCUUCAACCAUUCCCUGUCUCCUGGAAAGGAAGUGACUCUGGUGGCCGAGCGUGAGCCGCACGUGAGCCCCCAUCUUCCGCCGACCUGCACAGUCUCCUUCCUCAGCACCAGCGAGGAUGAAUACGAACAGGUCUGCAUGCGAUUGGACAUCUUGCCCACGGACUCCGCGAAGCACCCUUUGAAAGCUGCGCGCGCAGCGUCGCCAGAUGGUGAAGACGUGCAACGCAGCCUGGACAUCGAGGGACUCAACUCUCAUUUCUACUCGAUACAAAGAGCUAUCUCGGGAUCCAUCGUGUGCUCAGAAAACAAGUUGCUGCGCCUCACGCUGAUCCGGAACCAGACAACUCCAGUCAACUUCCGGGCGACCAUCAGCAGCCGCUGGCACGAGUACUGGGAGAAGGAGUCCAAGGAGGCGGCGGAGCUGCAUGGCCUGUCCGUCGUCAAGAACAUUACCUACUUCGUCGCCACCAUCGACACACUCAUCGCCCUCUUUGCAGCUGGUCUGAGCUACAUGCUCCGUAAGCCGAGGGGCCCCUGGAAGCGCUGGGCAGACAACUUCAACGCGCAUGUCGCAGCGCAUGCGCCGCAGCCGUAUCCGCCUCAACAAGAGCAGGGGACCUACGUCUCUCACAGCUGUCAGGACGACUCUGUUGGAUCCAGUGUGUCCAGCCCGGAUAUUUCCCUAGGGGCCUACCCGGAGCUGCCAGGGGAAAUGCAGGCAUCCAGUGAGGUACACGUGGAGGCUCAUACCUUCUAGAGAUGGGAGAACGUCACUGGUGAUGAGGGUCAGCACUUCCAGACACAAAGACUACGUGUCAAAGUUAUUGAAGGAGUUCAAAUAUUGAGAAUGUUACAACCAGACAUUUUGAAAUGCUGUUUUCCUUCCUCCCCACUAACUAUAACAGUCUUUGUAAAUGGAACACGAAGAAGGAGCUACCCCUCCGAGAUUCAGACCAUUAAAGCUGGAUAAUUGCAUUUCGUAAUCAUAUUACUGUGCAGUGGGUGCGAUCAUAUUAAUUACAGAUGAUUUUUUCAUUUUCAUUGUCCCCGCUCACAAGUCUAAGCAAGCAUAGAUCUUUUACUUUUCGCUUCUGUGGAUGCAAGGGUUUUGUACUAAAUAACCCAAAAGAUGGAUUUAUUAUCAAAAUACUGGGGAAAAAAAUACGAAAGAAAGGAAAAAAUACAGACUUGGAAAUGGCGGAGACAGACCAACGCUCACCUGCUCGAGAUGCCAGGAUCAAGAGUCCAGAACCGAACUUUUGGCUGCCAACCAUUCUGAGGAAUGAGGUUGUUGUACUUCAACUCGUAGACACCAAGCUGUGGUUUUAUUUAUUAAGCAUUCUCAUGUGUGUGUGUGUGUGUGAGAGAGAGAGCUGCUUUUAUUUGUCCCUCAAUAACAAUUGCCUGACAAGCAAGUUUCUAGAAAUGGAUGUAACCAAUUUUCAACUAAUUUUGCUUUAUGCACACCAGAAAGUAGUGUAUAGUCUAUUAAAUAGUUUUACCCAACCAUUCAAAGAGCCAGCAAGCCAUCUGUGUGAGAAAAGAAGAGACUUGCAAGAAGACACAAGCUGGUCUAAUGUGUGCUUGUGUCGAGAUGAUGCUGACUCUCUUCGCUGUGAUAACCGUGGGAAAGUUUUCAGAUCAUUGAUAAGAAGGAAAUUUGAUGUUUUCAGAAGCUGUGUACAAACCACGUAGUGUGUAGCGACAAACGCAUGUAAAAAUUCUACUGGAAGAAAAUCCUGGGGCCGAUCUCAUGAGCCGUCGUAUCCUGCUUCUCAGAAAUUUCAAGUUGCCUGUUUGGUUUCUUUGGUUUCUUGGUUUGUAGCAUGCUUCUAUGUAUGAAAAGGAGACGACACACGCUCGUGCAUCCCGGCCCAGGUCCUUUGAUAUGUUUGUCUGUAGAUAGUUGUUAGUAUUGUAGAAGUCUUACUGUUCACUGUUAUAAAGAUUAGUGGUAUGGUGUCGAUGUGGUUAGCGCCUGUUCCCAACAUAGUGAAGAUAGGCUGACCUGAGUUCGGACCUCGUCUCAGGCACGCUUUUUCUUGUCUGCAACUGAGUUGAAUUAAACUGAUCACA